Molecule: messenger RNA, 1961 nt
Organism: Spea bombifrons (plains spadefoot toad)
Lineage: Eukaryota; Metazoa; Chordata; Amphibia; Anura; Pelobatidae
Gene: CFAP210
Product: cilia and flagella associated protein 210
Exons: 9
Coding region: 83-1750 (555 amino acids)
Source: RefSeq, a predicted model, not a curated record
AUGGGCUGUUGUCAGGCAACGGGAUACCAACAAUACCCGGGAGCCUGGGAUCAGGACGCCAGAAGCUGGUCUAUCGAGGAGCAUGGCCUCUGCUUUUGCCCCUGUUGUGCAGCAUGGCAGGAGAAGAGGGCAGAACAGCAGGGUGCAAUCAGCUGAGAGUAAUUCGGAGAAUGACAGAGGAUUUGUUGUGUCAAAACCAGUCGACCUUCGCCAGGUUACCGUCCUACCAAAAGCCGAGUGGGAACGAAUUCUGACUUACACCAACACGAUUGAGCAAGACAUGAUGGAGUUUUACGAAGAAAAGAGAGAAAGAGAGGCUUUGCAUUUACGAUCAAAGGAGAUGGUAAAAAACUGGAAGAACACCCUUGCUGGGAUGAGGCAGCAAAAGUUAGAAGCCAAACAACUUCGCGAGGAAGAGGAGGAGGAGCGUAAAAAGAUGAUUGAUAUAGAGGAGGCGAAAUACCAAGCUGAGAGGAGGAAAGAGGCGAUAGAAAACGCAAAGCUCAAACAAUACUAUCAAACCGACAAAGUCAAGAAAUUCCACAGUGCGCUGUUACUUACUGAAGUGCUGAAAGAACGAGAGGCCCAGAUUGCAUUAAAGAAGCAGAUGGACAAAGCAAAGCAUUCUUCCAACGUGAACCAAGACCUUGAAGGAUGCAUUUUAGAUACCAAGACGAAGACUACCCACCAAACCACAGACAAAAGGGAGACAGCCAAGGAACUUCUGAAGCAGAUAGAGGAACAGAAUCAUAAGGCUGAAUUAGAAAGACUAGCCAAUAAGAGGGAAGGUGGAGAAAUCCAGAGACAGACCCGGAUCUAUGAAUGGGAAAUGCAGAAGCUGGCCAAAAUGAAACAGGAUGAGAAAAAGGAAAUUAUGAAGGCUCAUCUUGCAACUGUUGCAGACAGAGAUUUUAUCAGAGCUCGAGAGCAGCAAAAAGAAAUGGAAAACGAAGAACUGAUUCAACGUUACGCUCUUGCAAAGAAAAAGAUGGGGCAGCUGAGAAAAGAGAGAGAACAGGAAAUAUACAGACAAAUUCUAGAACGUAGAGAUGACAUCGGGAAUCGCUUGGCUGCGCAAAUAAAGCAACAAGUGGACGAUGAAGAUGAGCGCGUAGCAAAGGCCAUCGCUGAGCUGGAUGCCAAGAACACAAAGGAAAGCCAGCAAAAAGUGCAAAAAAUAAAAGAGGACAUCAAGGCCAUCGCAGAGCAUAGGCAAGCCAUGAGACGGAAAAAAGAAAUGGAAGAAAAACAAGAAAAGUUGAAUGCUAUAAAAGCGCUUCACGCCAUAAAGGAAGCGGAUAACGUCUUCAUCGCCCAACAGAUGGAGAAACAAAGAAAAACCGAUGAAGAACACAAGAGGAUGCAGGCAAUACAACUGCAGCAAAUGGCUGAAAAGAAAACCAUGGCUCUGUUAGAGAAAGAUGCAGAACUGAAUUACACAAAGCAAAACGAGACCUUGCUUGCCAAGGAAGAAGAACAAUUCCAAGAAUACGCAAAGCAGGUGAUUGAUUCUGCCAUCAAAGCCAAACGCAAUCCUUUCCCUCUUAAAAAAGCUGCUGAAGUUGGAACUGGCGGUGGACACGGCCCCCUCUACUCCCGAAGGGGAGGUAUUCGGCCCAGUUACCAGGUGCAGGACACCAGCGGAGUCCAGUUACCAUCCUUUAAGAGCGACAACGCUCAACAAAUUAAAGACAUCUAUGACACGGGUGAUAUUCAACAAGGAAAGAGAAAACUUGGUUUCACAUGGUAGAAACAAAUUAUUGUAACGUCUGUUAUCUUAUAAAUGUAUGGAAAGGAGAGAGGAAGGACAUUGUAGACGUCAAGUUCCGAUCACAAAUCCAUUUUAUGCUCAGUUUGGGUUUAGUUUCUUUUUUUUUUCCCCAGAACAUUCUGUGUGAGUAAAAAUACACAGUAUAUCACCAGCGCUAUCAUAACUAAUAAAUAAACUCAAUACUACUGUU